Molecule: messenger RNA, 2616 nt
Organism: Helianthus annuus (common sunflower)
Lineage: Eukaryota; Viridiplantae; Streptophyta; Magnoliopsida; Asterales; Asteraceae
Product: protein TRANSPORT INHIBITOR RESPONSE 1
Exons: 4
Coding region: 234-2180 (648 amino acids)
Biological process (GO): SCF-dependent proteasomal ubiquitin-dependent protein catabolic process
Cellular component (GO): SCF ubiquitin ligase complex
Molecular function (GO): protein binding
Source: RefSeq, a predicted model, not a curated record
CGAGUGGAGGGUAUAACCUUUUCAGGGAUAAAUCAUCAAUCAUCCUAUAAUUGAGGGACUAAAAACGUAACAUUUUCUUUCCAAUCUAUCUUUCACCUGACAUAUAUAAUCACCAAAAAAACCUGCUAGUCUCUUCUGUGGUUUUAGAGAGAGAAAGUAGAGGAUAAGGACAGCACAGAGCUUCAUUAAUGGUUUCUUUCAUCAUGUAAAUCAAAUCAUCCGAUUACCACAGUAUGGAUCCGAAUCGGAAAAGACCCAAAACGGCUCACCGAGUUGACUCGGUCCACGUCGGUGUUAAACAGUCUCAGUCGACUCAGUUGUUUCCGUUUUCGGACGAGGUAGGUUUAGCCCUAAAUGGCUCUCAAACGGUUGACCGAGUUGACUCGUCCGAGUCGACUCAGCUAUGUUCGUUUCCGGACGCCCUAAAUGGCUCUCACAUGGUUGACCGAGUUGACUCGGCCGGUGAGUGGACUCAGUCGAGUCGGUUUCCGGAUGAGGUGUUGGAGAGAGUUCUAGCCCUAAUUGACUCUCACAAGGACCGUAGCUCGGUGUCACUGGUGUGUAAGGACUGGUACAACGCGGAACGGUGGAGCCGGAGGCAUGUGUUUAUCGGUAACUGCUACUCGGUGUCACCGGAGAUUGUGGCGGCUAGGUUUCCAAGAAUCCGGAGCGUGACUCUGAAGGGGAAACCGAGGUUUUCGGAUUUUAAUUUGGUACCGGAGGAUUGGGGAGCUGAUGUGCAGCCAUGGCUGAGUGCUUUCUCAACCGCGUAUCCGUUCCUAGAGGAGCUCCGGUUGAAGCGAAUGGCGGUUAGCGACGAGAGUUUGGAGUUUUUAGCGACCAAGUUUCAUGGUUUUAAAGCUCUGUCACUGUUGAGCUGUGAUGGGUUUAGUACUGAUGGAUUGAAAGCUAUUGCCACUCAUUGCAAGAAGUUGACAGAAUUGGAUAUCCAAGAGAAUGGAAUCGAUGAUCUUGGGGGGCAUUGGUUAAGUUGUUUUCCGGAAAGCUUAACUUCAUUAGAAAUUCUAAACUUUGCAAGCUUAAACAGCGAAGUUAGUUUCGAUGCCCUUGAAAAGCUGGUUGCUAGAUGCAAAUCAUUAAGGGUUUUGAAAGUAAACCGGAAUAUAAGUUUAGAUCAACUGCAAAAGCUUCUUUCACAUUGUCCACAGUUGACGGAACUUGGUACUGGAACCUUUAUGCAAGAACUCAUCUCAGGUCCCGUCGCUGAGUUCAAGAAUAUGUUUAGUAACUGUAGAAAUUUAAUCACUCUUUCGGGUUUAUGGGAUGCUACUCCGUUUUAUCUUCCAGUUAUUUAUCCCGCAUGUGCUAGUUUGACUUUUUUGAAUCUCAGUUAUGCAACUUUACGUAGCGAUGAACUCGCCAAUCUUCUUUCCCACUGCAAAACUCUUCGUCGCCUCUGGCUUCUUGAUACUGUAGGUGACAAGGGUCUAGAAGCGGUUGGAUCCUGCUGCCCGUUACUUGAAGAACUGCGAGUCUUCCCAGCUGACCCGUUUGACCAAGAAAUCCUACUUGGCGUGACUGAAUCAGGGUUUGUGUCUGUUUCUCGUGGCUGCCCGAAGCUCCGUUAUGUCCUCUACUUCUGUCGCCAGAUGACAAAUGCUGCUGUAGCCACUAUUGCCCGAAACUGCCCGGAUUUCACUCACUUCCGUCUCUGCAUAAUGAACCCAGGCCAACCAGAUUAUCUGACCAAGGAGCCAAUGGAUGAAGCUUUCGGUGCCAUUGUGAAAACUUGUACGAAGCUUCAGCGGCUCGCGAUAUCCGGUCUGUUAACCGACCGGACGUUCGAGUACAUCGGGAAAUACGCGAAAAACCUGGAAACACUUUCUGUGGCUUUUGCAGGAAGUAGUGAUUUGGGGAUGGAGUAUGUAUUACAAGGCUGCCAGAAACUAAGGAAGCUCGAGAUACGCGACUGCCCGUUUGGAAACGCUGCGUUGCUUUCGGGUUUGACCAAAUACGAGUCAAUGCGAUCCCUGUGGAUGUCGGCUUGCAAUGUGACUAUGAACGCAUGUAGGGUGUUGGCUAAAGAAAGACCGAGGUUAAACGUUGAGGUCAUGAGAGAUGAGGAAGGUGGUGAUGAUAGCCAGGCUCAUAAAGUUUACGUUUAUCGAACCGUUGCUGGGCCGCGUAGGGAUGCACCACCAUUUGUUCUCACCCUUUAGAUGUUAAUCUGAAUCUGGGAAUUUGAUGGGUGCAAAUGAUGAAUAAGAUGUAUAUACGUCAGUCAGACUCGUGAUCAGGGGUAAAAUUGGUAUUGAUAAGAUUCGUAGUUUCAACGGGUAGUCGGGUGAAGACGAAGAUGAUGAUGAUGAUGAUGAUGAACAUCAUGCAUCAUAGGCUUCUUCUUUCUGAUUUAUAUUGUUAGAAUUCAAAAUCUGUGUGUGUAAGUAGGUAUCUUGUUCAACUGAAGUUUAAAUUCAGAAUUUAUGUCCGAAAGUCAUCUACUUUCUGGCCAGAUUUGGUUGUUCCAGGGAUAUUUAAAGGUUGUUUAGAUGUUGGUUUUAAAUUCGGUUACGUGAUAUUGAAUAAUCAGAAUCAGAUAAUCUGUUGUAAUAAAAAUAGACCGUUGAAUAUACAUCUGGUGUGCUUAUGUGGUAA